This is a messenger RNA of Vicia faba (fava bean), 318 nucleotides long. The record is from the annotation of a GenBank genome assembly. NCBI's taxonomy places the organism in Eukaryota, Viridiplantae, Streptophyta, Magnoliopsida, Fabales, Fabaceae.
AUGGAUCCCUUACCAUCGGUUAGUCAUGUGUUCUCAUUGGUAAUUCCAGAAGAAAAGCAACAUGUUGUUAAUGCUAUUACCACUGAAAACAAUGAAAAUCUUGCUUAUGCUGUCAAUGAUUCCCAUGGUUCAAAGUCUCGAAAUGGGAGGAAGGAUAGACCCUCAUGUUCACAUUGUGGUGUUCUUGGUCACAUCAAAGACAAGUGCUUCAAGCUUCAUGGCUAUCCGCCUGGAUUCAAAAAGGGAAAGUAUUCAACUCUUCUCAACCUACUGCUAAUGCAGUCAACACAUAAACCAUGGAGGAAGACACUCCUUUGA